Plectropomus leopardus (leopard coralgrouper) is the source of this 1572-nucleotide messenger RNA. RefSeq names its product apoptosis and caspase activation inhibitor (gene aven). Lineage: Eukaryota; Metazoa; Chordata; Actinopteri; Perciformes; Serranidae. Gene Ontology annotation, biological process: negative regulation of G2/M transition of mitotic cell cycle. The record is from RefSeq and is a predicted model, not a curated record.
AUGCUAAACUGUCCGGCUACAUUGAAAGUUAUGGAGGGUAGACCGAGCAGAGGCAGAGGAGGCAGCUGGAGAAGAGGCGGCCGGGGUGGAAAUGACAGCGACAGUGGUGGCGGUGAACACCGGGGCAGAGGCAGAGGAGGCCACCAUCGCGGCCGGGGCAAAAGAGACCAUCACCGCGGUCGUGGACGCGGGGGAAGCGGCUAUGCAGCGGAGUACCAUCACCGGGAUCAAGAUGAACGGGACAACUUUCAGGAGGAGGACGACAGGAGGGAGGUGUUCUCCAGGAGAAAACUGGAAUCAAACUGGGAUCGUUAUGAGGCGUCGGAGAAGCAGAAACCCGAGGAUGACGACACACCCACACAGAGAGGAACAGACUAUCACGUCCUGCUGGAGUCAGCAGGGGAUUCCUUCACUCAAUUCCGGUUUUCAGAAGAAAAGGACUGGGAGAUGGACUCAUUUACAGCCGGUCAGAUGUCUGCAGCGUUUGUGGACCUCCCAGCGCUCUCUCAGAGUCUUGAACAAGUGCCUCUGCAUCAGAGACUCAACCUGGAUGCUGAGCUGCUUCAGGUCUCAACACCAGUAGAGUUGCCCACCAUGACUCUCACCCAUAAACAAGAGAUACCCAAAACAGCAAAAAUUACUCCUCCGUCUGCAGCUUUUAAAGUCACCAACACCGACCAGAAAGUCCCUGUGGCUGCAAACCCAGCUUCGGGUUCAGACUCAAAGGUUUCCUCGACUGCUGCAGAUCUGCCGAUAGAAGAUGAAGGUGAUGAAGAGCUGGACCAGCUGCUCAGUUUACAGAAACCAGUCUCAGGUGUUUCAAGAAACCAGGCCAUUAGUGUCUCAGAUGAGGAGAGUGCAGUUUCAGAGAAAGCAUAUGAAGAAGUGAAGGGGGCGGUGCCAGAAGCGAUAGAACAGAAGAUGGAGAAGGAGAGAGAAGGUGUCACGCAUCUCAAACCUGCUUCCGUCAGGCAGGAGAUGACCGAGGAGGACCUGGAGGACUGGCUGGACAGCAUGAUCUCCUGAAAAUCAAUUCGAACAAAAGGACCUGAUGAAGACAGAAGAACAAGUUUAAAAACUAAAAACUGGACUUUGGUGUUGAAAUUCAAACUUAAAUUUCACCUUUAAAGUCAAUUACAAAGUUGACGUGUUGGACAAAUAUUCAAAAAGGACUUCGAAAAGUAAAAUAUUCUUUGCUUAAGUCUCUGCUUUUUGGUUUAUUGAAAAGAGGCAGUCAAGGCAGUAAUUAUAGUUUGCGAGGUUGAAUGGGAGACAGUGUGUUUAGAGGUGACACAGGUCUGUUAUAAUGUAUCCAAAUGUUGUAGUUGCAUUUCGUGUUUGAGAGAAAGAAUGAUGUGUUCCUUGUGAUAAGUUUCAGAAAUUUCGCCAUCAGAGGAAUCUGAGCUGCAAAGGGGAAGGACAGACAGUGAAACUUUGCUUUAUUGCAUCAAUUACUUUAUUCAUUUCCUCCCCCUCAUCAAAAGAAAUGCGGUUUACCAAAGCUACUACAUACAUACAAACUGUCAUACAAUAGCAGUUAACCAUUUUGUCGUCAAUAAAUCCUUGAACCAG